ACAGCUGACGCGUGCGCCGCUGUCACUGUCACGCUGUCACCGUCUGUCAGAAAUGUUCGCUUACGUUAUACUCGCGUCAACUCUACUGGCGUUUGCGGCCUUAGACCCCAUCAGAGGAGGUUCAUGCCCACCAACUCUAUCAGUGGACAUUUGCGAUGGCCUCUGCAGCACAGCCAAACCUUGCGCAAAUUCCACUCAGCUCUGCUGUCCUACAGAUUGUGGUGGUUCUAUGUGUGUAGACGCGGUGACGAAGAGAAUCUUUGAAGACGUAGUGAAACCAGGUCGCUGCCCAGAGCAUCCAGGCGGAGUGUGGGUCUGCAGUCACAUGUGUACCGGCGACUCCGACUGCCCGCGCUCGCUCAAAUGCUGCGCCAACCGCUGCGGCGCCUUCACGUGCCAGAAACCUACACCUGAAUAAAUUAUAAUUAAAUUUAAUUAAAUAAGUAAUCAUUUAUU
Messenger RNA from Cydia splendana, 456 nucleotides. RefSeq names its product whey acidic protein-like. The record is from RefSeq and is a predicted model, not a curated record. The transcript is spliced from 3 exons. NCBI's taxonomy places the organism in Eukaryota, Metazoa, Arthropoda, Insecta, Lepidoptera, Tortricidae. Gene Ontology annotation, molecular function: serine-type endopeptidase inhibitor activity. Bases 53 to 418 code for a protein of 121 amino acids. Gene Ontology annotation, cellular component: extracellular region.